GUGGCCGGCGCCGGCUGAGGCGGCAGAGCGGGUCUGCGGCGUGGGAAAGCGCGGCGAGGAGCAGACCGCGCUGCCCGGCGCAGGUCCGGGUGCAGGAGGAGGCGAGGGGCGGCGCGAUGAAGCGCCCGUGCGAGGAGACGACGUCUGAAAGCGACGUGGACGAGACGAUCGACGUGGGGAGCGAGAACAACUACUCGGGGCAAAGUGCUAGCUCUGGGAUUAGACCGAAUUCUCCAACAACAUCAUCUCAAAUUAUGGCAAGAAAGAAAAGAAGAGGGAUUAUAGAGAAAAGGCGUCGGGAUCGGAUAAAUAACAGUUUAUCUGAGUUGAGACGGCUGGUGCCAACUGCUUUUGAAAAACAAGGGUCUGCAAAGUUAGAAAAAGCUGAAAUACUGCAGAUGACAGUGGAUCAUUUGAAGAUGCUUCAGGCAACAGGGGGUAAGGGCUACUUCGACGCCCAUGCCCUGGCUGUGGACUUCAUGAGCAUCGGCUUCCGAGAGUGCCUCACCGAGGUGGCGCGCUACCUGAGCUCCGUGGAGGGCCUGGACUCCUCCGACCCACUGCGCGUGCGCCUGGUCUCGCACCUCAGCUCGUGCGCCACCCAGCGGGAGGCGGCGGCGAUGGCCUCGCCCCUGGCGCCGCCCCACGCCCUGCACCCGCCCUGGGCGGCCGCCUUCCACCAUCUGCCGGCCGCGCUGCUGCGCCCCGCCGGACUGCACGCUGCGGACGGCCCGUGCCGCCUGUCCCCGGGCUCUGAGGCGGCCCCGGCGCACGGCUCGGCGCUGCUCACCGCCACCUUCGCGCACGCGGACUCGGCCGUGCGCGUGCCCGCUGCAGGCAGCCUGGCGCCGUGCGCGCCGCCGCUGUCCACGUCGCUGCUGUCGCUGUCGGCCACGGUGCACGCGGCGGCGACGGCGGCGGCGCACGGCUUCCCGCUGUCCCUGGCCGGCGCCUUCCCGGUGCUGCCCCCGAGCGCGGCGGCCGCGGUGGCGGCGGCCACGGCCCUGAGCCCGCCCCUGGCGGUGGCGGCGGCCGGGGCCCCGCAGGCCGGCGGCGGGGCGCACGCCAAGCCCUACCGGCCCUGGGGCACCGAGGUCGGGGCCUUCUGACGCCCGCCGGUGGCGAGCACGGCCGGCUGCUCGGCGUCGCCUGGCGGACGGGGAGGGCCGCACGCCGGGGCCGCGCGCCAGUCAGCCCGGGGGAGGCGCCGCUGAAGGCCCUGGAGGGGAAGUGGUGUUUGCUAAGUGCCUGCGCUAAGGAGGCUUCCUUCUGAGUUGUCGCCUUGCACGAUGAGGACGCACGGGCCGAGGACGGCCCCGCAGGGGCUGCGAGCUGUCACGGUGCAGGUUCCGGGGCCGAGAAGAGCGGUUUCCCCUCGCUGCCUGUGCAGACUGGCCGCGUGGUGCACCCAGCCGCGGUGAGUGUGUGCAACUACUCCGUCAGUGCCUGGAUUAAUUAACGCGUUGUGCAGUGCCCGGCCCCAGGUGCUGGGGAGGCCCGGAGCGCGCCCACAGCAGCCUGGGUCCUGCCGAUACGGACACGCUCCAUCUCGCAGAGUCUGCAUUAAUUUAUUCAGUUUCAUUUGGACUAUUCUUGUCUAUUUAUCCUCCUCGUUUCCCCCUGGUAACAUGUAACAUCCGUUCUUGUCACGUUUGGGAGAAAAGUGGCAUUUCUGGGGCUGAGGGCACAAGGAGAGCUCGUGGGGACGAGAGAAGCCACCAAGCUGAACUGCCCCUGGUCACCUUAGCGACUGCGUUGGAUCCCAAACCAAGAUGAAUGUAUGCAAAGGGCUGUACAUAAAUUAUUUCUGUUCGUGCCUAGACUAGUGCUACAUGACGUUUUGGUUUUGGUUUUGGAUUUAAUGACAAAAUAAUCUCUUAAUGCAUUGAAAUUGAGCACAUGAGAUUUUAUAUUUGAAAGAUAAAGACACAGCAUGUAUUCUUAUGCACUUCAUUUCUCUGCUGUGUGGGGAAAGCAAUAAAUAUGAGAAUGUUAAACAUUAUGCAAAAUUAUACUUUUAAAUAUUUGUCUGAAAAUGACUGUACCUAGUCUUUUGCAGUACUUUGUAACCUUUUUCUAUGCAAACAAGUCUGUAUGACUAAUUAAAUGAAGUCCUUUUUGACUUUUUAUGUGGAUGAAGUUGCUUUUCACAGUGGAAACGACAUGGAUUUCAAGUGAGGCUCUGCUCGCUAACAGAGUAAGCCAUGGCUCGCCUCACUCCAAGACUCAUUUGUCUAAUACGAUUCACAGUUUAUUGGAAAAUAGCAUUUAUCCAAGCUCACAAAUUAUUCAAGCAUGAGCAGUAAGACUUGGAGACAAGAAGUGAGCAGUGCCCUCCACCUUUAAUUCUUAACCAUGGUGCUUAGAGAGGCAUAAGUACGACCUCCACAAGAAUGCCAACUAUGAAUAGUAAGUUAGGAAUGUGUCAUACAUUUUGUGACUCAAAAUCCGUAGUACUUGUAAAGCAACUCAUGCUACAUGUCAGCGUACACAGUGAACCCUAAUGGCAAACCUUGUGGCCCGCUGAGAACCCCUUUUGGUUGACAUGGGAAUUUUCUGGGCACCUCCCCUUCUUCCAGAAGUCGUGGGGUAAGGUGGUGUCCAGAAGCCAUUGGACAAUUGUCGUGGUAAGAAGAAUGUUUUUAUUUUGCAUUUCGAUAUGCUCAAAGGAAAAAAAGCUUUUACAUUAUUUCAGUUUUGAAAAAUCAAAUGUUUGUUUUUCUCUUUCUGUGAAUGGAUUAAAAAGGAGAGAACAUGAUUCCCUUUUGCCUCCUGUCUACAAAAACUGGUUCUUAAACCUUCAUAGAAAAUGAGAAGAUGGAUUUAGUAGUAUUUGGAGUUUGUUUUUUAGUAAGAUUUGUGAACAACGGUCACAUAAAUAAUUUCUAUUUUAAAUUCUAGAAGUUGAUUCUAUGCCUACUGUAAUGUCAGUGUUUACAGGACUUUUUUUUUUUUCUUUUUUCUGUGCUUGGGAUUGAACCCAGGACCUUCACACUGAGCUACAUUCUCAACUUUGUAAAAAUUUAUUAUUUUGAGACAGUCUUACUAAGCUGCUAAAUUGUCCAGCCAGGCUGGACUCAAACUUGGAACCCUCCUGCUUCAGUCUCCUGAGUGCCAGGAUCAGAGAUGGGCACCACUAUGCCCAGCUGUUUCCCUUUUUUCAAAUGUAAGAUGUUUUAGAUAUCAACAGCUUUAAAAAUUUUUUUGAUUUUCACAUAAAUCCAUUUCCCUCCUUUCCUGCCCCCACUUCUUUUCCUUUAUUUUCUCCUUAAAUUUUUUCUUCCCAGUUGUAAAUGGAUUAUUUUUCAAUUUAAUGGAUUAAGAUAUUUGCAACCCAACUUGACACACAGUUGUUAACAUGCUCCUUGUCAGUAUCUUCGGUAGUCUUCAAGUUAAUUUGCCUGUGAUUGGUGUUUCAUAUCAUCACUUUUUAAUCCCAUCCCAUCAGUGUAUGAACUUGACCACUGAGAUUCUCACCUCUGAUCCAAGUCUUUUGUGAAGUGGCUGGUCACCUUGAAGUGUGAAAAUGUUCAUGUUUGGUACCAGAAUAGGAUUGGUGUUCUGCCCUCUAAAAUUGUUCUAGGGAAAGAAGAAUUUUUAGGGAUUGAUUUGUUGGUGAGUUUUAUUUGUAUAUAAGCCUGGAAAUUAACUCUUAAGGGUUCUCAGUAGGAUAAAAGGGAACAGUGUUAGAAAUACCAGUACCCUGAAUCGUUCAGGGCGGUGUAGACCAGCUGGCGUUUCCCAUCAGUGGGGCAGAAGGCAUUGCUGGGAACCUGCUGUGUGUACUGCCUUUUGGUGGUGUACAGCAGCACAUGAAGGUUCAUUCCCCGCCUGGCAGUGACAGGUAUGGCUGCUUCGGAGAUCUUCACAAAGACCCUCCCUCCCCCAGGAAGGGGCGGCUGAGGGCAAAGAAAGGGGUUUCCAGGACUUCCUCUCUUGAGGACUUUUGGCUAUUAUAAAUAUACUUCCUAUCACGUUUCAAGAAAUCUGAGAGAUUUUUAAAGUAAUGUUUAAACAAAAAAGUCCAAAUAGUAACUAGAUUGGUGGUUUUCCUUUCUAUGUGUGCAUAGGUAUUACAAUAUUAAUGAAGCUUUUUGGACUCUUGUAUUCAAUUUAUUAUCACAAAGCAAGAGGGAUCAUCUUGGAUGAUAGCACAAAGAAAUAUGAUUUUAGGAUUUCAUAUCCCAUAAGUCUGAGGCUCAUCAAUUGUAAGCUGUGCUGUUGGUCUGGGGUCAAUUUUUAAGAAGAAAAACCACUAGGAUACAACUUUACAGACUAAUCAUCAAAUAGCCUGAUUAUCAGAAUAUAAAAAUGAAAAAAACCCACAUUGAAUUUGAGCACAAUAUUAUACCUGGAGAUGAAUACCAUUUUAGAAAUCCAUGGCUAGAGGUGCACAUAGAUUUAAAUAUGACUACUUUGGCUCACCUUUAUAGCUCAUUCAGGCGGUGUCCUGGUCAACUCACACAACCCAGAUUAACUUUGUGAGCGGAAUCAUCUAAAGGCAACAGGGCUUUUUUGCUUUGCUCUGCUUUACUUUUCAUGCUUUCCUGGCCCAAUGGGACUACUUCUAGUUGUUUGCUGCAUUACACUGGAGAAUGGAGUUUGGCUUCCUCUUAUAAUUCUGUUCAGAUCUAAGCAGUGACAGGUGGGCACGGUGGUGUGACAUCACAAAUGGUGCCAUCGUGAGAUACUUCUGCAGGGCCAACAGAAGAGAAGCCCCUGAGCCCGCAGCGAUCAGCAGGGAAGGGGAAGUGUACCAGCAGCGCUCUCCCCAAACGGACGGAGCCCAGUCGGGUCCCUGGGCCGAUCCGGUCCUCGGCUGUGACUCGGAACCAGCACCUGUGUUUAGACAGCUGAGAAAAAACCAGAUGUGGUACUAACGGCCAGGACUGGUUUUUUUUGUGCUAAGCAUCUGAAAUCUGAUUCCUCAUCAGCCUCUUGACUGUGCUCAGGCCCCAUAAUGUUAUCAUCUUUACGCAUUAGGAGUGGGAACCUAGAAGAUAAUUGUCCCUGCCACGCCCAGCAGGUCACACGGCCACUCAGGCAAGGCUGAUUGACACUCUGGCCCAUGCUUUCGUCCUCUGGGCUUCGCUUUUGCUCCGCUCUCUUUCGGUCUCCGGCGCAUGCAGACUCCGUGCCUGAGGUCACGUGGGAUGAAUGAGGACAUCUGCCUGCAGGGUUGGCACAAACCACAGCGUCGCAUACUGGGACGCAGGACAGGCUGCAAAGCAGGACCACCCCGCUGGCCACACACCACCUAAGGAGGACUUGUGCUGCUGGACUUGGCUUUGUUUUCUAGCAGGUGGGUGAGAACCCGUCCUACCACCAGCGAACUCACCUUGCAAAAAGGCCACCAAAUAAUAUUCUACAGCGUCCCUCAAGGUAGUUGACAACGGUGAGGGCACGCGGGAGGAAUUAGGACAGGCGCUGGGUGAACUGAGUUUGAAAAGAACUGGUACUCUCCCACUGAAUGUAAAAGAUGAGUUCUCACUGUUCUUGUUGCCUGCUUGCUUGCUUAGGGGAAACACCGGGUCAUUCAGAACGCGUCCACAGCCCGGGUGCGUCACGUGGCCUCUUACACACAAGACAUUCGGUGUCUCUGACCGCUGUGGUCGCGGUCAGUCGGUGGAGGGAGAGAUCGUCCAUACGAAGGGUGGACAAGGAAUCACCCUGGGCUCCUGAGGGGCUAGAAAGAGGCUAAAUACCUUUGGCAGCCUCGUCCGCUCAUCUUCAUUCUUCAGAGCAAGCGCGUGAUUUCUUGCCCACGACCAGGAAGUGGCUCAGACCUCAGGGUGGCACUGUGUGAAGCGCGGGUUCCUCCUUGCCAGUCGCCCUGUCCACCUGCGAUUCUCCGCGGCCGUCUGUAUCCAUUGCGCCAUUGACACCGAAUCUCAGUGGCUGUUUUUGUUCACCGCUGAGUCUCCGGGCCCCCUUGCCCUUGUAGGAGAGAGUCCCAACAACACGGCUGAAUGAGAGCCGCCCCACAAGUUAGGCCAGCUGACUCGCGGCCUUGCAUCUGUUUGGCUUCCUCCAAACUUGAAUCCGAUAGCACGGGAGGAGUGUAAGUAAAGCCACGCACCACCGAUGAAGCGAGAAGAAAGUCUAAAAAGAAAAAUCAGCUGCCACUCCGUGUAAAGACUGCUGUUCCCCCUGGCUGUAGCCACAGCCCACAUUCCCAAGGUAAACAGACUGGGAUCCAGGAAUCAGCCGAGACACACGAGCCCAGGACGCCACCUUGUGGUUUAUUUUCACAUUUACCAUUUUCAACCUGUGGAAUUUUCCUUCAGAAGAUGACUGCAAACCAGUAGAACAGAGGGAAGGGGAAUUGUCCUCAUCUAAAUGUUUUUUGGGUGCCAUUAUCCGGAGAGUUAGCUCAAACAUUAUAUUCAUUCCUUUUUCAUUUCUAUCUUAAAUAUUAAAUUGAUUCAGAAGACUAAUGUAUGUCUGAGGUGUAAUCAAGGAAAGAUGAACAUGUGUUCUCUCCACCCCAUUUGGCAUCGCUGGUACUUCCCAAGCCUCUCCUCAGCAUCUUCCUAAAUCUCUUCUCCAGCAUUUCUGUUCCUGAAGGUAACCGCCAUCUUGCUUUUAGUUGCAGUCUGCCUUCUCUGUAUAAAUCAACCACCGGUGCUAUUUACAUUUUAAACCUCAUGUGGUGCUGGGGCUGCAGCUCAGAAACAGGGUGCUUGACCAAGGUAUGCAAGGUGGUUCCAGGCCUAGCCCUUCAAAAAUUAAAUAAAGAGCCAGGGAUUUGGCUCAGUGGUUCGCGCAAGGUCCCAAGUUCAAUCCCUGGUACCAAAAAAAAACCAAACAAAAAUUAAAUGAAACCUCAUCUAAAAUGCAGCCAUGUUCUAUUGGCCUCACUUGUUUUUUCAGUAUUGGGAAUCAAACUCAGGGCCUUCACACUGAGCUUCAUCGAGACUUUUAUUUUUCAUUUUUAAUUUUGAAUCAGACUCUUGUUAAAUCUCAAACUUGCCCGGCUAGGCUCAAACUUGCCAUCUUCCUGCUUCAGCCUUCCAGAGUGCUGGGAAAUCCUGUUUCCCAGGAACUCGGCAGGAGCUGCAGUCCCUUCGUUUUUCUGCUCUGUCCUGCUCAUUCCAUGACUGUGCACAUUAUAGUCUGCCGCCCUGCUCCCAGUGGAUGUCUAGACUGUUUCCGGUUGGGGUUGGCUAUGGAGGAGGCUGCUAUGCUCAUCUCUGCCCCGGGGUCCUGGGGCACUGGAGUGGGGAAUUCCCUGGGGUCCACUGCUGGGAAAAGGAAGCAGUAACCACGAGAUAAGAACAAAUCUUUUCCAGGCUUAUUUUAUUGCACCUGUUUACUCUGCCACCCUUCAUGUGUGGGGCUUCUGAUUGUUCUACAUUCUUGUCAACAGCCGAGAUUGUCAGAUUUUUCCAUUUUUGCCAUUUUGAUGGGCAUAAAGAGUAUCUCUUUUGAUAUUCGGUCUGCAUUUCCCUGAUCAGGAAAGAAGUUGGUCCUGUUUUCAAAGGUUCGUUGGUCAUUCGUUUUUGCCUGGAGAAAUGCCUUUUGUCCUCAUUCUUUCAUUUAUCUACUGCUAUAGGCCCAGUACUAUCACACCCACAGGAACCAAAGGUGCGCACAGAUACGUACUACAUAGGCCUGGACCCUGCUGAGGACUGCUUGGCUUCUCUAUGGUUCUGCCGCCUUUGGGAAUCAUACUAAUUAUGGAAACUGAAAAAACAGGAAAAAUUUGGCCACCAAUUAUAUGGCCAGACCCUGGCCUCCAGGAAUAUACAAAAGCACAACUUACCCCAGACGAUAGCAAAUGAUAUAAAGAACAAUAUCUAUGACAGAAAUUCAGGGGAUAUAAUAAGCAGGAAGAAGCUAACUGAUCAAGUAGGUCUGUGGUUUAAAUUUAAAUUUCAUUGCUUUUAUGUGACUAACAUAAAAAAUAUUUUCUUAUAGUCUACUUACUAAGGUAAGAAGGUGAAAAAUAACCACUUUAAAUCAACAAAAGAAUCAACAGAGAUAUGAAAGCAAUAUAUAUAUGUAUUUUGGGGGUGGGUACCAGGGAUCAAACUCAGGUCCUUGCGCUUGUGCAGCAGGCAGCGAAACCACUGAGCUAAAUCCCCAGCCCUGAAGAUACUUUUAUCUACUAACAUGUCUAUUCAUAAAUGAUGUACUCUUAUGUUUGUAAUUAAGCUUUAUUUUUUUCAAUUAAAAGUUUUCCACACCUCUUAGUGGAAUCUGGUAACCCCA
Messenger RNA from Heterocephalus glaber (naked mole-rat), 8214 nucleotides. The record is from RefSeq and is a predicted model, not a curated record. NCBI's taxonomy places the organism in Eukaryota, Metazoa, Chordata, Mammalia, Rodentia, Bathyergidae.